Molecule: messenger RNA, 1779 nt
Organism: Cydia amplana
Lineage: Eukaryota; Metazoa; Arthropoda; Insecta; Lepidoptera; Tortricidae
Gene: cce-7
Product: carboxylic ester hydrolase-like
Exons: 11
Coding region: 63-1745 (560 amino acids)
Source: RefSeq, a predicted model, not a curated record
UCAAUCAGUCCCACGCGACCGGCAGCGCGGGCGCACGUUCCAAUCCGCGUUCCAAUUUCAAAAUGUUAACGGUUAAACUUUUAUUUCUUUUCGCGUGUGUGGCCUCGGCUUUAAGCCAGGGGUCGAAACCCGUGGUGAGGGUCACCCAGGGAGUACUCCAGGGGUCGUGGAAGGUGUCGACCAAAGGACGGCCAUAUGCCAGCUUUGAAGGAGUACCGUAUGCCAGGCCGCCGGUUGGCAAGCAUAGAUUCCGGGAGCCUCAACACAUGAAGCCCUGGCUUGGGACGUGGGACGCGUCAAAGCCGCUUUCUGAUUGUAUGCAGUAUGAUCCUUUUGUGAAGAAAGUUGUAGGAUCUGAGAACUGCCUGUACGUCAACGUGCACACGCCAAAUCUAAACGCCGGCGCCAACCUGCCGGUCCUGGUGUUCAUUCACGGGGGCGCCUUCAUGUACGGCGCUGGCGCCCUGUAUGAUGCUAGCAAUAUCAUGGACUGGGACAUGGUGGUCGUCACGUUGAACUACCGGUUGGGGCCGCUAGGUUUCCUGAGUACUGGCGACGAGCAGGCUCCCGGCAACGCAGGCCUGAAGGACCAGUCGUUCGCGCUGCAGUGGGUAAAGAACAACAUCAUGAUGUUCGGUGGUAACCCGGAUAGUGUCACACUCACUGGUUGCUCUGCAGGAGGUGCCAGUGUACACUACCAUUACCUUUCUCCGAUGUCCAAAGGUACCUUUGCUCGAGGUAUAGCCUACAGCGGCGCCGCCUUCGCGUCCUGGACUCACUCGGUGAAACCUCUGCAGAAGGCCAAGAGUCUGUCCGCCAUCGUGGGCUGCCCUACAAACACCAACCGCGAGAUGGUUGACUGCCUCAAGUACAGGCCUGCCGAGGUUGUGGUCGCAGCUCAGACUGAAAUGUUUGAGUUCCCGUACCAGCAGAUGUUCACGCCGUUCUCGCCAACCGUGGAACCUUCUGGCACCAGGGAUCCGUUCCUUACUCAGUACCCGUUCCACGCGGCGCAAGCUGGAACUAUGCAUAAAGUGCCUCUCAUUACGUCAGUCACGUCGGAAGAGGGCUUGUAUCCUGCUGCUACUUACCAAAUUUCACCCGACACUCUGGCCCACCUGGAAACCAACUGGAACCAACUGGCCAGCAACAUAUUCGAGUACAACGAUACGUUGCCGAUCGCCCAGCGGCCCGCGGUGGCGGCCAAGAUUAAGCAGCGGUACCUUGGAGGCAAGCCGGUUAGCCAGGAGACAUACGCCCAGUUAGUACAGGCUUUAGGCGACCGACUAUUCUCCGUAGAUGUGGGGAAGUUGGCUCAGAUCCACGCAGCCAAGUCCGGCCAGCCCACUUACCUGUACCGCUACUCUUUCCGCGGCGAGAAGAGCCUGUCCAACAUGAUGGCGCAGAACAACAAGAAUUACGGAGUGAGCCACGCAGAUGACGUGUUCCACAUCUUCAAGUUCCCGAUGUUGUCCUCUGACAGCCCUGACGACAAGAAGAUGACGGAAGAACUGAUCGACAUGAUCUAUAGCUACUCCACCACUGGCAUCCCUAAGGUAUCCAACACCGGGCCAGCCUGGACACCCGUGACCCCGGGGUCCCAAGAACUGAACUAUCUGGAGAUAGCCUCGCCCACCAACAUCCUGAUGAAGACCAGCUCCGACUUUGGACAGCGGUCCUUCUGGGACAGUCUGGGGUUCAUCGAGAACGAGAGAUAUCACGUUAAUAUUAGGGAUGAACUUUAAUUUUUAUGUUUUAUCAAUUUUUACAUUGUGUAGG